This is a messenger RNA of Mizuhopecten yessoensis (Yesso scallop), 1314 nucleotides long. RefSeq names its product probable gamma-butyrobetaine dioxygenase. The record is from RefSeq and is a predicted model, not a curated record. NCBI's taxonomy places the organism in Eukaryota, Metazoa, Mollusca, Bivalvia, Pectinida, Pectinidae. Gene Ontology annotation, cellular component: mitochondrion. Gene Ontology annotation, biological process: carnitine biosynthetic process. The annotation marks the transcript as partial. Gene Ontology annotation, molecular function: oxidoreductase activity. The transcript is spliced from 13 exons.
UGUAGGUAUUGUAAUCUACCGAUUCAAUCUCGUUUUUCAUUUAUAGGCUGGAUUUGUGAGACUUUUCUCAACGGUAUGAAUUUUUCCGGUGUUGGACGUUUCAAUGUAACUGGUCAGCUCUAUUCUGCUGAGGUACUGAACCGAUACUUUAUUACUUGGUGGUCAUCCUUAAGCCGACAACCAUGUAGGUGUAAGGCCACUCAGAAGGUGAUAUGUAGUAGCUUUCACAAAGCCGCUGCAUCACCCUCCACCCAGUCAGAACUAUCAAGAUGGAGAAUUUACAAGCCUGGUCAUGUUACAACACGAAGCAACGGGACAAUGCACCCACAAGUUGGAUUGUCCCAAGGCAAAACCACAAGUACACAGCCGAAAACCUUACUCUGUAACAAUGGACAGGAACUGGUCUUAAAGUGGCAUAAUGGAAAAGACUUGAGGUAUCAUGCGGUGUGGCUACGGUACAACUGUCAGUGUCCAGAAUGUGUUCAGCCCCACUCUGGUCAGCGCCUGUUAGAGACCACUAAUGUCAACCCUGGCACUGUUAUUGAAACAGCUUACUUCAAUGAAAAUGGAACAGAGUUACAUAUUAAGUGGGCAGACAGUCAGCAUCAUGGACAUGUUAAAGUUGAUUUCUUACAACAACAUAGUUACCAUGGCCGCCAGGAACCAGUGUCACGGGACCAGGGCACUCGACUCCCCAGUAUGAGUUAUGAGGAGGUAAUCAGUGGGGAUAAAGGGCUCCUCAGGUGGCUGCAACAUAUAAACGAGGAUGGGAUGUGUCUGGUUAAAGGUGCACCCACAGAAAUGACAACACUUCCGGAGGUGGUGGAGAAGAUAGCACCAAUUCAGGAAACAAUCUACGGCAAGCUAUUUGGUGUGGAGAGUACCCCCAAUCCUAUCAAUGUGGCAUACACAUCAGUAAAGUUAGACUACCACAUGGAUCUAGUAUACUAUGAAUCGCCCCCUGGCCUUCAGUUCCUGCACUGUAUCAGGUUUGAUGACUGUGUUAUCGGAGGUGAGAAUCUGAUGCUGAAUGUUAUAGGAGUGGCGGAGCGCUUCAGGAAACAACAUCCAGCUGACUUUGACGUUCUCACUAAAGUCCCAGCCACAUUCCAGAAAGUUCACUUUGCUCGUGCUGACCCUGUUAUGAUGAAGUAUCAACGACCCCACAUUAAUCUCAGUCAUAAGGGCGAGAUUGUGAAUGUGAUCUGGUCACCCCAGUUUGAAGGACCUCUCUGUGUAGACUAUGCUGAUGUGCUGCAGUACUACAGAGCGUACCACAAGUUCUCCAAGGCCAUAUAUACGGACCAGGACUGU